This is a messenger RNA of Coffea arabica (coffee), 942 nucleotides long. The record is from RefSeq and is a predicted model, not a curated record. NCBI's taxonomy places the organism in Eukaryota, Viridiplantae, Streptophyta, Magnoliopsida, Gentianales, Rubiaceae.
AUGGCAUAUCUAAACUUAGAUCUGGUAGAUUCUACUGAUGAAGUUUUAGCUGCAUUGGUGUUAGCACCAACUUUGAUUGAUAGAAUUAAAGAUGUACAAAGGUUAGAUCCUGAACUUGAGAAGGUUAAAAUUGAACAUCAAAGACCAGCUAGAUUACUACAACCAUUAGAGAUCUCACAAUGGAAAUGGGAGCAUAUCACAAUGGAUUUUGUGGUAGCAUUACCAAGGACCAAAGAAGGCCAUGAUACCAUUUGGGUCAUUGUGGACCGUUUGAACAAAAGUGCGUAUUUCCUACCCAUUGCAAAUGGAAUUUCCAUGAAAAAGUUGGUGAAGAUGUACAUUUCAGACAUAAUAUGUUUACAUGGAGUACCAGUAGGAAAUACGGUUUCACUGAAAAGUUUGUUUGAUCCAACAAAAGUCAUGGCAAAGGAAUAUUUACGUAGUCUAAAUCCAUUGGAUGAGGUCGGGGGACAAGCUCUUAGACCAAACUGGUGUGAGAUACAGAUACAAGUUGCAAUGAGUCCAAGUGGGCAAUUGAUUAGAUCAUAUGAUUUGCAACAAGCAAUUCAAGAUGCACUUGGCGCACCAAUUGCAUGGCCUUAUCGUUUGGCUAUUUUUGUUGUAGUGAGACCGUUAGAAUUUAAUAAAGGGGAUAAGAUAUAUUUGAAAAUUUUCCCUUCAAAAGAUAUUAUGAGGUUUGGAAAGAGUGAAAAGUUAAGCCCCAGAUACAUAGGCCCUUUUGAGAUACUUGAAAGAGUAGGAAAUUUGGCGUAUCAUUUGGCACUGCCACCUGCUCUAUCCAAAGUCCAUAAUGUUUUUCACGUGUCCCAAUUGAGGAAGUAUGUCUCUGAUCCAAGUCACGUACUGGAGGUGAGAGAAAACACAUCCUACAAAGAGCAUCCAGUGAAGAUUGUUGAUCUAAAGGAUCAGGUGCUUAGGUGA